Molecule: messenger RNA, 919 nt
Organism: Tilletiopsis washingtonensis
Lineage: Eukaryota; Fungi; Basidiomycota; Exobasidiomycetes; Entylomatales
Exons: 1
Coding region: 320-652 (110 amino acids)
Source: RefSeq, a predicted model, not a curated record
UAUCUGUGGCCUGCAGUAUGCGUCUGCAGCGCCUCGCGAUCGCCGCAAAGCUGAUGCUGGGCUGGUGUCCGAAGCGACGCUGCCGCCGCGGCGCGCGGCGCGUCGGCGAGCGUCGGCCCGACAUGCCGCAACGUCACCGAGCUCGCCGAGCGCCAGCCGCCAUCAGCGCCAGCAUCGUCAGGGUACCGGCGUGCCGCCGACAACCGAUGGAGCAUCAGCCGGGAGGCUGCAGGGGUGGAGCGCACCGUCGACACAGUGCAGCAUUCUCAUGUGCCCGCACCCGCUCAGCACGUGCUUUGGCCCAAUGCGUCCUCCAAAGAUGUCAGCGAUCGUGCGCCGAAGGGCGCUCGUCCAGGUCGCUCGGCCCACGCCGGACGUUGCCCUUCCCGCGCUUGAUGCGCCCGUCGUGGCUUCGUUGCAGGACGUGCCGGCGGCGAGCCCGGCGCUCGCCGCUCUCGGCUCGGCUGUCAAGAGGCCCUGGGCGGUGCGCCUAUCACGGCCGCUCUCUCUCGCGGCUGCAGCGGGAGGAAGCUUUCAUGCUCCCUCCCCGUGCGUGCGCCGGCCGGCGUGUCAUGCGCUGACACCGACAAGCCACGGAGGCGGAGGGCAUGCGUGCAGCUCCCGUCUUGCCCGGUGCGACACGGGGAGGUGAGCAGGCCGUCAUGCGUCCAUGCUCUUACUGCUGCAUGUGGCAGUGAGCAUGCCGCCCACGGCAGGGGCGAGGGCGCGCUUCGCCGGGCUUGCGUCGAGCGACCCACCGAUCGCUUCGCUUGAGACGGCGGCGGCCGACGCUGCGCACCAUGGAAGGCGGCCUGUGCAAGCGGGACAGGUGCCUCUGGCGGCUAUAGAGAUGAUAGCUUGACCGGCGGCUCUCCCGGCGCUGCAUGCUCUUCCUUCCUUGUGACAGCGGGGUCCGGGG